AGCAGUGGCAACCCCUGUCCAGCACGACUUUAAUCUGUAUACAUAUAACUAACGGCCUAUCAACAUCAUGAUCUAGCAUCACGCGGAAAUUGUACAUGGAUGUAUAUCAAAGAAGUGUCCUGAGCGUUUUGACAGGGACUAACUUGGCAGACUGUAUCCAUGCUUCAUCGAAAUACCAAACCAUAAAAAGAAGCUCCAUAGGAAUCAGUAUUCUCGCGCAUAUCGUGACCGAAACUCCCAUGACUUAGACCAAAUGUCCAACGACAGAUCGAAACUGCACCAUCUGGUGCCUGCGCCCUGGGGUACGAAUCCGGACGGCGAACGGAGUCAAAGUGGUAUACCGCGUCGAGUCCGACCCAAAAACGCAUCUCGUGCAUGCAACGAAUGUCAAAAACGAAAAAUCAAGUGCAUCGGUUCAAAUCCUUGUAAGAACUGUCAUGAAAACUCUUUAUAUUGCGAAAUCAACGACGAGACGGACGGACGGCGGAGAUUUGCACUUAAGCGGAAAGUAGAAGAUCUCGAACAGGAUCGGCAUUUCUUAUUGGGGUUGGUUGAGGCGUUGCGAGAUGACGAAUAUCAUGCCAUGCAGCUUUUUAACUUGAUUCGAAGCAAUUCGUCUCUCGACGACAUUCGGGCUGCUGUACAUGAUCGCAUGGAACGAGUACCUAAUGCCGGUUCGAUGCCAACGACGUCGACGUCUGCACCCGAAUCGUCCAGCUGGGGUCUAUCAUCCUCCGCGGCGUCAUCGGUGAGUCCGAUGCCAUCUAAUAGCAGUCAGAUGGAUAUACAACUAUAUUCUUCAACGUCUGACACGAACUCCACAACCCGAAAGAUCAUGAAUAUCGACCGAUUGACGGAUAUCCCCCUGUUCGAACUAACUGCCAAACCAUGGACGGAGGUCACGACUGACGACGGGUUUGUGUCUCAUUUGGUAUCUUUGUGGUUGACGUGGGAUCACGUCUUGCGGGAUUGGAUUGAUAAGGACCUGUUUAUUGCGGCUAUGAAGGCAGGAGAUGUCAACUCUCCAUUUUGCUCGCCUUUCUUGGUUAAUAUUAUUCUAGCUGAGGCCUGCUGCUAUUCGAGUUACCCAGAAGCGUUCAUCAAUCCGGCCAAUCUUUCGUCACGAGGACAGCACUUUUAUAAUGAAGCCAAGAGACAUUUGGAUGCGAUGGAGGGGCGCAUCGAUUUGACGACGGUGCAGGGAUUGGGUAUUCUGUUCCUAAGUACAUGCUUGAUGGGCAAGGAUCGGGUUGGUCAGAACUACUUGUCUCAAACGAUCAAUUCGGUUCGAAGGCUGGUUGGCCGGGCCGAUGAGUUCAUUGCGCAAGCCGGAUCACAGGCAAAUGAAAUGGAGAGGUCAAUAGGGCUUUGUGCCCGAGGGAUAUUCAGUUUCCUCACUCUUGCAGGUCUCGCACUGCACACGCCGAUUUCAAUGCGGCCACCCAAACAAGCAUAUUUGCCAAUCGUUCACCACUCCACAGAUAUAUGGAUGACCUACCCAUACCGAACUCAGCCCGUCCCAGCACAUCGGAACUGCGUACACAACCAGUCGUUUGAUCUGCAUCUCAUCAUGUACGACGUCAGACGAUUCGUUGAUGCCGGUGAACAGGAUGAGCAAGUACGCAAUGCAUGCUCCUACUCCGAGGUUAACCGGGCUACGAGCUCGUUUUAUGAGCGUUUGGUACAGUGGCAUCAUAAUCUGCCGGAAUGUAUCAAGGAAGGACAAACUUGGACCCCGGCAGUCAUAGGGCUUCACAUGUACUACCACGUCUACAUAAUCACAAUCUUCAGUUACCUCAAAGCCCACCCUUCCACACCAGCGAACGUCGCGUCGACCGCGCAACAACAAUGCAUCGCGUCCGCACUAGCUGUGCGCGAUUUGAUGAAUAUUUACCGCUCUAGAUGGCGUCGGAUCGAAUACCAACCCGUCGACUACAUGCAGCUCACAACCGUCUGUCUAUUCACUUUACUGGAAGAUCUCACUUCUCCGGGAAGCAGCCAAGCGUUUGUCGAUCUAUCAGUGAUAGCACGCUCGGCGGCCCGUCGGUUCCAGCUUGCUCGAGGCAUGUUCCGACUCGUGCAACUAACGGCACGACAACAGAACAUCACUCUACCAGAGGAAGCGCAGCCCCUGUAUCAGGAAUUUGAAAUUGAAUGGAUUCGAGCGGGAGGCGUGGAGCAGUUUAGUAGUUCAUAUCCGAACUUUUCGCUUUCGAUGAGAUCACUUGCGGCAAGGAAUAGUCCGCCACAGGAUACCGGCGACGACAACGACAGUACCAAGCGUGGGAUGGAUAAGCGAUCUGACCUGUCAUUGAGCAAUGCAGAGUUGGAUUCGUUCUUGAGGAAGUGGGAUGACGCGUUAAAGAUUGACAAUGAGAUAUGAUUGUCUGAUUCCGAAUUUGGGCAGAGACCUAUUUAUGCAAGGGCAGUUGAUGUUAACAUGUGGAAGACGUGUCAAUCAAUUAUGAACAAAUUCUGCAUGCUGCUAGGACUCAAACAGUGCGACGGGAAGAGCCUGGAGAAUGGCCGGUUUCUGUGAGACGGCUAUCCCUAUGAAUGUCACACGAUGUCGCUAAAUAUAAGAUAAAACACUGUAUCAACAAGUAUCUCAGUUUUAGACAAAGAUGCAACAGUUCAAGCC
Talaromyces stipitatus ATCC 10500 is the source of this 2641-nucleotide messenger RNA. Its product is annotated as nitrogen assimilation transcription factor nirA, putative. The record is from RefSeq and is a predicted model, not a curated record. Bases 254 to 2383 code for a protein of 709 amino acids. Lineage: Eukaryota; Fungi; Ascomycota; Eurotiomycetes; Eurotiales; Trichocomaceae. The transcript has 7 exons. Gene Ontology annotation, biological process: regulation of DNA-templated transcription. Gene Ontology annotation, molecular function: zinc ion binding; DNA-binding transcription factor activity, RNA polymerase II-specific.